AGUGACCACUCUUUGGGUGUCUCGCAAAAUGGUGACUGCUUACGUGCUGACUCUUUUCUUCGUGUUCGGAUAUGCCCAGGGCCAGAUAGUUACUGGAGAGCCGGCAAUUAUCGAGGACAUAAGAGAUGCUCAGUCAUCAGCAGCGAGGAUCGUGGCAGGUCUGCCGGCUGCGGAGGGCCAGAUCCCGUACCAGUGCAGCGUCCGCAUGGUGAACGGUACCGGCAGCGUAUUCUCUUGUGGCUGCUCCCUGAUAGAUAAUAAAUGGGUCCUCACUGCAGCACAUUGUUUGGCCAACCGCUUCUCCUUCGUGGUCCGUUUCGGCGUGAUCAACGUGACGCGUCCGGAGAUCAUGGUGGAGUCUUCUCACAAGUACAUCCAUCCGGAGUACGAUGAGGUCAGGGCUGGAGUGCAGACUGCUGACCUUGCGCUGCUGGGACUUGACCACUACAUACCGUACUCUGCCAACGUGCAGCCAUCCCGUCUGAUGAGCAGUAAGCAGAAGAACGUCAACUUCCACGGAGUCCCCAUGGUGGUCAGCGGUUUUGGACGCACCGACGAUCUCUGGAACGGUGGUGCCGCUUCCGAAAUCCUCCUGUGGGCUCCUCAGAGGGGUGUAUCCAACGAGCAGUGUCGUUUGUGGUAUCCUUUCAGCACGGUCAUCCAGGAGCAAACCAUCUGCUCUGGAUACUUUGACAACCCCUCGCAGUCUUCUUGCCAGGGUGACAGCGGUGGCCCGCUGACUAUCAUUGACGCGGACGGCAAGCGCACUCAAGUCGGCAUCGUUAGCUUUGGAUCAAAUGCUGGAUGCAACACACCCAUCCCCUCUGGUUACGUGCGCCCCGGCCACUACCACGACUGGUUCACCGAGGUGACCGGCAUCAACUUCGACUGGGACAGCGACGCCAUCAUCCCUGGCAGCAGCGAGAGCUCUUCCUCUGAGAGCAGCGAGCCUUCCUCCGAGAGCAGCGAAUCUUCUUCCGAGGAGGACUCUGCAAAUCCCCCCGCCUGCGAGGAGGAUGGUUCCAACCCAUCUUCCGAGGAGGUCGUCGAUAGCCCCCCCUCUGAAGAGGAAGAGGCUCUCGAACAAGUUCGCGUUGUAGAGUAUUAAUUAUGUGAAAGGGACAAAUAAAAGUGAUUUUGCGACAAAAA
This is a messenger RNA of Helicoverpa zea (corn earworm), 1149 nucleotides long. Its product is annotated as collagenase-like. Gene Ontology annotation, biological process: proteolysis. The record is from RefSeq and is a predicted model, not a curated record. The transcript has 8 exons. Bases 29 to 1108 code for a protein of 359 amino acids. Gene Ontology annotation, molecular function: serine-type endopeptidase activity. NCBI's taxonomy places the organism in Eukaryota, Metazoa, Arthropoda, Insecta, Lepidoptera, Noctuidae.